Acaromyces ingoldii is the source of this 783-nucleotide messenger RNA. Its product is annotated as flavo protein. The record is from RefSeq and is a predicted model, not a curated record. Gene Ontology annotation, molecular function: FMN binding; oxidoreductase activity. The transcript has a single exon. Bases 146 to 736 code for a protein of 196 amino acids. Gene Ontology annotation, cellular component: cytosol. Lineage: Eukaryota; Fungi; Basidiomycota; Exobasidiomycetes; Exobasidiales; Cryptobasidiaceae.
UGACGGCCAAGGAAGGUUAUUCGGCAGCCACGAGAAGGAAACAUGAUGGAGAGACAAGCCAUGGUUGCCCAUAUAAGGGGCUCGCUGAACGGUGGUCAUUGCAGUACCAAUCUCCCCCCAUAUCAGACGCGCAAACACGACAGCAAUGGCCAAGAACAUCGCCAUCAUCAUCGGCUCGAUCCGCAAGCAACGCAAGGGCCACCAGGUCGCCGAGUGGAUCCACGACCAGCUCAAGCCGCUCGCCGACAAGCAGGGCGCCGCGCUCGAAGUAGUGGACCUGGCCAAGUACCAGCUGCCCAUCCACGAUGGCAGUCCGGCGAUCAUGACACAGCUCAAGGGCAAGGGCGAAGAGGGCGAGGGACACGAGUACCCCGAUGACAAAGUCAACGCCUGGUCUCGGACGAUUCGCAGCCACGACGGCUACGUGUUUGUCACGCCCGAGUACAACGCAGGCAUCCCUUCGCCGCUCAAGGCGGCCCUCGACCACAUCUACCACGAGUUCGCAGGCAAGCCAGCGCUCAUUGUCUCCUACGGUGGGCCUGGCCGUGGCGCUUCAUCGGGGCAGCAGCUGGCGACGGUCCUCAAGGCGGUCAAGCUCAACGUGGCCGAGCAGCAGGUGAACAUUGCAGCCGCGUCGCGCGCUAGGGGCCCUAACGCGCCGGUCGACGACGAGACACGGGACACGUGGAGCGUCGACGACGUCGUCACGGCCUGGGACUCGUUUAGCAAGCUGUAGAUUCCUUCUGUCAUGUACCUUGAAUGCAAUUUUCUAGAAUCAUGCUG